AUGUCGAGCAGCGGUUUAAGUAAAAUUAACGGUACAUUUUAAAUAAGUAACCAUAAAACUUUUAAUAAUAUGAUUUAAAACAUGCAAUCAAACAUUGUAUAAAGUGACCAAUAAAUAAAAGGAAACAAUAGGGAUAUUAUUUAUGUACCUAACUGUCUAUUGUCUCUAACCAGAAACACACAUAAUUCAACGCUUGCUUUUCAAUUUCAUACUGUAACAUUAACGUCAUAAAAACAAAAGAAAAUGCGUCCAUGUAUGUAAUAAAAUGUGGCAUAUGUAUAUAAAUUACCUUCAUGAAGCUUCAUUACUUAACAGCCUUUACCAAACAACAGUCCUAGAAAUGUCGAGUCUAUUUGCAGUUGUCAUACUUCAAGUAUCGUGGCAAUGCUUAGUCUACGCCAAUCCAGAGGAUCGACUAUUGAAGCGACUAUUGGCUGUCAUUCUUCUACAGGCCUCACUGUCUCAUAAAAGCUUUACUCAUUGCAACCAGGAGGUUCACUUAGAGGAUGGCAACAGCGGCCCCGGUGAGCCGCUGUUCUUGACGCCGUACCUCGAGCGCGGCGACGUCGACUGGGCGCGACGGCUGGCACGUGUGUCGCUCUUCAAUCACCUUCACGUCGAGAGCUACGCAGGCUUCUUCACCGUCGACAAAACCUAUGGCUCCAAUCACUUGUUCUGGUACUUUCCGAGCAUGUCCGCUAACAGAAAAAACGACCCAGUCGUCGUGUGGUUGGAGGGAGGACCGGGGACUUCAGGGCUGAUUAAUAUAUUCUUGGGAAAUGGACCAGUUUUCGUGAGAAAUCAAACGUUCGAGCGCAGAGAGCACCAUUGGGCUCUGAGUCAUCAUAUGAUAUAUAUUGACAGCCCGGUUGGUACUGGAUUUAGCUUCACCAAGCAUCCCGAAGGUUACUGCACCAAUCAGACGCAAGUCGCUGAACAUCUGUACUCCAGCCUGACUCAGUUCUUCCAGCUCUUCCCAGAGCUGCAGCAGAAUGAGUUCUUCAUCGCGGGAGAGUCAUACGGUGGGAAGUAUGUCCCGGCUCUGGGCUACGCUAUUCACAAGAAAAAUCCCACAGCAAAAACCAAAAUAAACCUCAAAGGUUUAGCUAUCGGUAAUGGUUUUACUGAUCCUGAAAACCAGUUACUGUAUGGAAAAUAUUUGUAUCAAGUAGGUCUCAUAGAUUUUAAUGAACGAAAAAUAUUUGAAGAAUAUGAAGGUAAAACUUUAAGUUAUAUUAAACACAACAAAUGGAGAGAAGCAUUUGACACUUUUAAUAUUCUAAUUGAGAGAUUUCCAGGUUCCUAUUUCAACAAUUUUACUGGGUUUGAUAGUUAUUACAAAUUCAUAGAUCCUAAAGUAUACUUUUUACCUGGCUUUAUUGAAAUAGAUUCCGCGUUGAAAAAAAAUGAUACUCGAAAGGGAAUUCAUGUGGGAGAUCUGACAUUUCACAACGGAUCUGUAGUGUUUAAUUAUUUAAAACAAGAUAUAAUGAAGUCUGUGGCCCCGUGGUUGUCUGAGCUCUUGGAUCACUACCACUGUUUGAUCUACAGCGGGCAACUAGAUGUCAUAGUCGCUUAUCCUCUGACACUCAACUACUUGCAGAAGCUUAACUUCAGUGGUUCUGAGGAGUACAGGAUGGCGAAGCGUUCGAUCUGGCGCGUGGACGGGGAGAUAGCGGGAUACGCCAAGCACGGGGGGAGGGUGGUGGAGGUGCUGGUCCGGAACGCGGGGCAUGCGGUGCCAGUGGACCAGCCUGAAUGGGCCUUGGACAUGAUCCAGCGUUUUACCCAUAAUACUAAAUGUUGGGACUGUUAGACAACGCCAUUUUGUACAACUUUUAUUGUUCUUUUAAAGCAUUUAAUGUAAUUUCUUAUUAAAUACAUACAACAUAAUAA
Messenger RNA from Cydia pomonella (codling moth), 1896 nucleotides. Its product is annotated as venom serine carboxypeptidase-like. Lineage: Eukaryota; Metazoa; Arthropoda; Insecta; Lepidoptera; Tortricidae. Gene Ontology annotation, biological process: proteolysis. Bases 266 to 1816 code for a protein of 516 amino acids. Gene Ontology annotation, molecular function: serine-type carboxypeptidase activity. The transcript has a single exon. The record is from RefSeq and is a predicted model, not a curated record.